Messenger RNA from Eleginops maclovinus (Patagonian blennie), 3898 nucleotides. RefSeq names its product DALR anticodon binding domain containing 3 (gene dalrd3). Lineage: Eukaryota; Metazoa; Chordata; Actinopteri; Perciformes; Eleginopidae. Gene Ontology annotation, biological process: tRNA C3-cytosine methylation; arginyl-tRNA aminoacylation. The record is from RefSeq and is a predicted model, not a curated record. Gene Ontology annotation, molecular function: ATP binding; tRNA binding; arginine-tRNA ligase activity.
GAAACACGGAUUGCACUUCACAAGUUCCGCAUGAGAAUAAAAAAACAUCCAAUGCAGUCCUUCUUUACAGCCAAUGUCUGACAUCGAACAGUGGUUACCCGUAGGGCUGUGACUGGCAUGUGUUUAGCAGUGUUGGAGCCUAGUACAAGCCUGCACCUGCAGCAAGCAGUGAAACAGGUUCGGAACGGAAGGUAUGAGCAGGGUGUGGAUGUGCUGAAAGCUUGGUAGCUCACCUGUUUGUGUUGCUGAUGGAAAACAUCGAGGAGUCUUCGCCCCUCCGGAUCACCCCGACCGUCCGGGCGCUGAGCUCAGCACUGCGGGGGAAACGUGAGAAUGUCCCCGAUGGCAUCCGGGGAAACGGCGACAGGAUCUUCCCUGAGACAGAGAAGCUAUGGUUCAAGGAGAGCAGCGCUAAAAACCUGCGGAACAGAGACUUCUUGUCGCCGACCACGAUGCUCAACACGCUGUAUGCGGACGGGCAGGUCCCUCCAGUAGUGAUGUCCAGGGUCCUUUGCCUGCGUGGCAGUGGGGUUCUCCCUGUGGCUGGUGGGGAAGUAACGGGAGAGGGUUUGAGGGUGAGGGUGGACCGGGCCGCAGCCUUCAAAGCUGUGCUUGCAGAUGCAGCCACAGAGUACCUGAAGCCCUCGGGUCAGAGGCAAGGCUGUGUGGUGCUCAACUGCUAUGCACUGCACCCUAAACCCAACACACCCACUCCUGACACACUUACUCUGGGCCAGCUGAGGACUGUUCUGCUGGCUGACCACAUGGGAGCGCUGUUGAGAAGACAAGGAUUGGCAGUGUCUUACUGCCCCACGCUUCCCGAAGACAGCGACAUCAUCACCUUUCUCAGAGCCCUGGGCAUCGAUUGGCCGACAGCUCCAGCCAACUGGACCAAUGAGGAGCGGGAGGAGAAGAUUCAGGAGGCACUGGAGAACUCCCCAUACAAAGAGAGGGAAACAGAAAGAGGCAGGAGAACCAGUGGGGGAGGAGGAGGAGGAGGAGGAGGAGGAGGAGGAGGAGGAGGAGAGGCAGAGGAAGGGGAGAAUGAGGGAGGCCUCAGGGUUAACCUUAAACGCGUGUUUCAGGAGGAGGGGCUGCUGGGAUACGACCCCAGCAUCGGUACCUGCACAGUACACAGAGACAGUGUUUCCCACUUGGCGCAACUGGACCGAGCCACUGCCGACUGCACAGUAGCCAUGGCAACAGCGUUACAUGUGACUUCCUGUCAGGAUGAGUUCCGCCAGCAGCAGAUAGCAGUGCUAUGGAGAGCCAGUGGAGCGACACACACACAGAGACAUCUGGUGUGUGGGCCGGUGAAGACUCCUGGUUCUAACCUCACCGCUGCACAAUAUCUGCAGCUGAGAAGAGGUCAGAUGAAGGAGGCCUCCGAGAUGAAGUAUGGAGAUCAAGUAGAAGGUCAGACAUGGGAUGACAUCAUCAGGGUCAUGACCUCUGCCACUGUCAGAUUUGAGCUGCUGUCAACAGUCCACACCAGUCCUGUGACUCUGGACGUCCAGAGAGAAGGGGGCGUGUCCACCAAAGGGCCAAGAGGAGGAGUGUUUGUGAUGUAUAACUGCGCCAGAAUGCACACUCUGUUCGACAGCUAUGAGAGAGGAGUGGAGAAGGGUCUCUACCCAGAAAUCCCUGAAGCCUCCAAGCUGGACUUCUCUUCUCUGAAAGAAGAGGGCGAGUGGCUUCUGCUGUUCAAUUACCUAAUUACAUUCUCUGAGCUGCUGGACCAAUCAGGACAAGCGUUAGACUGUGAAGGGGGAGGAGCCAGAGUCAACAUUAAGACUGAACAGAUCUGUAAAUUUCUUGUGUCUCUCAGUAAAGACUUCAGCUCGUACUACAACAGAGUCCAUGUGCUGGGGGAGCCUCUGCCUCAUCUCUUCAACCAGAUGUUUUGUCGUCUGCAUCUGUUGAGAGCACUGAGAGAGCUUUACCACAGUGCUCUGGAAACCCUCAACCUCCCCCCCAUCAGGCAACUAUAGCCUGCACAUGAUUCAAUCUUCCUGGGAUCUCUGUUGACCCUACCUCUGCAUCUAGCUCAUUUAGACACACACUCACAUGUGUUUUGCAACUGUAGCUUCAUCACGUACACACUUCCUUUAGCGAUGAAAAUGUAUUCAACUAAGACAAUCCCUUAUUUUGGCAAAGUUACAACUCAGUCCGUGGCUGUUACAAUCGAGUAUUAAAAUGUCUUAAAAUGUCAUUACCCAUAAAUCAUUUGACGUGACUUUGUAACCUCUCAACUUUGUUCAGCUUGAAUUUCCUGGAAAAUGUGAGCUGUUUGUAUGUUGAAGUAUUAGUUUCGCAUUUGAGGCCAUGCUUUAUUUGUUACUGAGAAUUAGAGGAAGAUUAUUACCACUCACAGACCCAAUGUCUGUACAGUAAUUAUGAAGCUACAGCCGGUUAGCUUAGCUUGGCAUACGAACAGAAAGCAGAGGGACACACCAAGCCUGGCUCUGUCCACAGGCAACUAUCCGCAAUUUAAACCUUAUAUCUGUACAAAAUCAGAGUGUAAAAAAUAUGUGUUUGACGAUUUUAUGACUGGGUAUAUUGCAGGAAGUUGAUGGUCCCAGUCGAGAAACAAAUAACCCUAUAAAACUAUAAUUUGUUUUUUGUACAUUUUUGACAAGAAAAUCAAAAACGACAAUCAUGUUGUCACAGUGAAAAUGAUUUUCAGCCGCCCGUAUUCACUGUACAUAAGAGCGCUGUAUCAAUCUGAUCCUUUAACCCUCCGUAACAAGGCUGAAAAGUGAAUUUCCAAAAUGUGAAACAAUACAUUUAAAACAACGUACCACUUGCCAUUUGUAUUAAUUUCAAAUUCCAAUUAUAGCCUUAAUUUUAGAUUUUUUAAAAUGUAAUCAGUGUCAAAUGUUUUAAGAAGGUAAGUUGCUAACACACUAACAAUAUUAUACAUUUUAAACACCUCUACAAUUUAUAUUCCUGAGAAAAACAGUUUUAUUAAUCCUAUUAAAGAAAUACAGAAUAAAAGAUGUCCCAACUGUUAACGAUAAAAUUGUUAUUACAACGUCAGAAAGGGCAUUUUAAUAUAUUAUAAGUCAAGGAAAUAAUGACAUUACUGAGUGCUACACCCCUUUAAACUUUACAACUUGUUUAACUUUCUAAAUUUCCUCAAUAUUAUCACAGUCCAACACAUAUGGGUGUCUUACUCACUGCCUGAAAAGAGUUGUUUUGCUUUUAAUAAGCCUAAGGCCCCCUUCCAUGUAUGUUAUCCACCUUGUAUUUAUUGACACAAGAUUAUUUAUUGUCAUUUAGAAAAGAAUAGAACGGAACAUAUAUUCUGCACAUGAGUCUUACUUGCUGUGUUUAUAUGAUUAUUCAAAGCCCUCCUAUCCCCUUUUCCCUGCUUGACAAAUCACAAAUGUUUAGUAUCAACCAGAUGUAAUAGGUGUUCAUAAUUUAUUGACAAAGACCGUACAUAUAGGGCAUCGUGCCAUAACGUUAGGAAAUGCAUGAAAUGGCAUGAAAAUUAUAUAUAUGGAGAGUUUUAUGCCAAAAAUGUUAUUUAUACAUUUUUCUUAAUGACCAGAAGUUGAUCCUUGAAAAUGUGAAAUGUGUUGCUGUUAUCCACUGUUUGUUCAAAUGUGCCAUAACUUGUUUUAAAAGCUCUGCUACACAUUAUUUUGUAAGUUUUCUUUUUUAAUUAAUAUUUAAUGUUGGAACAAAAGAUACACAAGUCUAAAAUACCUUACUCCUCACUGCAUGAAAUGUUGUUUGACCUCUGAAAUUGUUGCUUGUCUCUGAAUGGUCUUUGGAGUUUUUGUUUUUUACAUUCUUUACUAAAGGGACUUUCAAUAUGCUGAUUUAUUUACAGUCACUGGCUUGUUGACCACAGCUGUAAUCACUACAGUAUUAAAGGAAAUAAUCAGAA